CACGUGCGUCGGACGCCGAAGCGGUCGGUUGUUGUAAAAAUGUUCUCUUGUGUGUAUGUUGUGUUUGCGCUGUGUUUUGGAGCGGCUUUUAGUGGGGAUGUCUACAAAGCGGCCAUAGUGGAUUCUACAAAACAAUUUAAUGUUAAUCAUUAUGAGGCAUUGAUACAUGAAGCAGUUAAAUCGGGUGCUGACAUAUUGAUUUUACCAGAAGAAAUUUUGUCCAAAACGGACUUGGAGUCAUGUGGCCCUUGUGCUAAUAAUUAUGAUGAGAUAGUGAAAACAGUAUCAAAUGCAGCGCAGUCAGCUCGGAUGUACGUCGUGACGCACGUGAAUGAGAGAAUAAAAUGCCAACAAGGACACGAUUUUGUUAGGAGUAAUUUGGUUUUUGAUAGACGUGGCGAUGUUGUCUCUGUUUAUAGAAAACCGUUGAACAACGCAAAUUGCAAUACCACAUUUUCAAACACAGCGACUUUUUCCACCGAUUUUGGAGUUAAAUUCGAAGUAAUCAUGGAAGAAGAUCUCGUUGUGAAAAAUGUAAAAGAUAUGGCAUUGAAGAAUUAUGUGCUUUUGGGUGCUUGGGGACAUGAGAAUCAAUUUCUAUCUGCAUCACACUUCGCGUCAUCUUGGGCAUAUAUUACUAAAGCUAAUGUAAUUUCUACCAACGGUGUUCAUGGCAAUACUGGAACGAGUACGAAAUAUGGCAACAUUAUCGUCAACGUACUGGAAAAAGCGGGAAAUGCCCACCCUCAAAUCACAACCAGCCCCUCAAACACGGUCUCCGAAGACUGGAGACAGUACAUCAUCAGGCCCUUGGACCUGGACCGCAGUACCCACGGGUAUACGGAAAGCGUGUGCCAUGGACAAUUCUGCUGUCAGUUCUAUGUGAAGACUGAGGGUUCAAAACAUAACCACUUAACAUACGGUUUAGUAGCAUACGACGGUUUAUUCAACAUAGGGCGCGGUCACAUAGUCGGAUCGCAGAGCUGUGCGCUGGUUGCUUGUGCGGGAUUGUAUAAGCGAUCUUGUUUUGUACAAUCAGAAAAUAACUCCACAAACGUGAACUUCGAGAAAAUCACAAUUAGUGGCAACUUCAGUAAGAACGCCGUUCCAUUCCCAACUUUCCUAACAACAACAGAAACAACAAUCAACAACUUUGAUUUCGAACAACAACUUACACAAAAACAUAUGCAGGUAAAUGCAGAAAUAAAUAAUAUAGAUAAUUUAUUACGAUUCGGUAUUUUCAGUCGAGAAUAUGAAAGUGAUUUUGUUUCGGAAAAUAAUAAAAAUUCAUCGGAAAACCUGGAAUUUUCCAAUUAUAUUUCAAGUGAAAAUGUUGAAGAAUUUUUCGAUUAUGUCUGGAUUCGAUUGAGGAUUGUUAUUUUGGUUGUUUCUAUAUAUAUUUUGGAAAUGAUGUAAAAUAUAGUAUUUAAAUUUUAAACUAUAACAUGUGCUAAUAAAUGAACGAAUCUUAAAUGAUUCUUCUGUCUCGCUUGCACUUUGGAGAAUAAUAGCAUGCUAUCUCUCUCGCACUUGUUAGCCGCCAGAUUCAUAUUAUGUAUUUGAAUUGUAAUUUAAUAACUUUUUCCAAUUUUUCAUGGAAAAUAUAUAUUGUGUAAAAUGUAUAAACGAUGGGAUCUUCCAAGGAUUGAAUGAAGUAAUUUAUUAUAAAGUUGUUUUUGCAAAGUGCUCAACUGAUAAAAUUUUAUAUUUUUAUAUGUCUAGAAUUCUAAGGAGGAUAUAAGUAGGUUAUUUUAUAAUGUGGAUGGGUGUGUAAAAAAAAAUAAUUUUUUAAUGAAAUAACGCGAAAUAUCAACAUCGAGCAAUUUUUUCCUAAGAAGCUAAGAAUUGGCAAUAUCAAUAUUUUUAAUAUUUCAAAGAAUUCUAAAUGUUCUAAACUCUAUAAACUUAUAGCAUGCUAUCUAUAUUAUAAGCAUUGUUAUAGAGCCCUUGUACGUAACACCGUGAGUUAAAAAAUGAUGCAUUUAUAAUGUAUAGACAGGUCAAUAACAAAUGCGAAUUGAUUUUUUUAUUAAAAGUUGUAAUAUCUGCAUAGUCAAUAUUAUUUCCAGUGUUUAAGAACCGUUGUGAUAAUUGUACAAAAUUUGAUUCAAUUUAUUAUAUUUGUAAAUUAUUGAAUCGCACGUUAGAAUAAG
Molecule: messenger RNA, 2153 nt
Organism: Colias croceus (clouded yellow)
Lineage: Eukaryota; Metazoa; Arthropoda; Insecta; Lepidoptera; Pieridae
Product: vanin-like protein 1
Exons: 9
Coding region: 40-1416 (458 amino acids)
Source: RefSeq, a predicted model, not a curated record